AUGUCGACGAUGCUCGAUGCUUUACCACAACAACCCCGUUUUGCCACCGCAAGAGAACCCAUGACAGAGGAAACUCCGGCGAUUCCUCCUCCUCCACGUGGCGUCUCCGCCGUCACUCGUCCUCCGGGAAUUACCCUAGCACCACGAGAAACCGAUGUGACUAAACAGAAUCAACCUCUAGUCCAUUCAUGCCCUUGCGGUUUCUGCGCCGCCGCUAAUCGUCAAGAACUCGAGACGCGUUUCCAGUGGAUGUUCGACUUCAUGACUACUACCAAACAAGAUCCGGCUCGGUUUAAAGAAACGAUCUCGAAGCUAAACAGAACCGGGCUUCAGAGGAUGGCGUCUUUGAUGACGUCAGAUUCCGAUUACUUCUUGGAGAUCGCAAGAAACGAGCACGGAUCCAAACGCAUGCAGAAUCUCCUCGGGAAAUCAGACGACGUGGACGCCUUAUUCUGCGCCGCUAUCUUGCGCAUCUUCCUCUCCGUCAUGACCGACAAGAACGCGUCCUACGUGGCGGUGCGUGCCAUGAGAGUUUUCGACGGUCAGAAGAAAGAGUCUAUGUGCGAGCUCAUUCUGCACCACGCGCUUCACCUGGCGAGUGACCAACACGGCUGCGUCGCUCUCAACGAGAUCAUAACCGACUUGGACCAUCCUUACUACAGAAACCAGCUCCUUGGCGUAGUCUCGCACAACGCUCUCUCCCUAAGCUACGAUCCUUAUGGCAACUUUGUGAUCCAACACGUCCUUAGACUGAACGACUUGCAUUGCACGCGAAACAUCGUGGUUAGACUCCGUGGCUACUGUGCUGACCUCUCGUUACGGAAAUACGGAAGCUACAUAGUGGAGCGGCUUUUGGAGGAGGAGAAGUCAAUGUUUGUGGUGGUUGAUGAGCUUUUGAAGUGCGAGAACGACAGGUUGGUGAGGCUGGCGAGGAGUGACUAUGGGAAUUUCGUGGUGCGCAAGGCACUGGAAGUCACCAAGAAGGAGAAGAUUAGGGCUAAUUUGUUUUUGGGUUUGGUGCAUAAGCUCAAGCCUUUUCUUCCUCUCUUGCGCAAGUCUCGUGGAAGCAACAUUGCAGCGAUCUUGGACUCAGUUUGUUAG
This is a messenger RNA of Arabis nemorensis, 1101 nucleotides long. Lineage: Eukaryota; Viridiplantae; Streptophyta; Magnoliopsida; Brassicales; Brassicaceae. The record is from the annotation of a GenBank genome assembly.